Molecule: messenger RNA, 3075 nt
Organism: Cololabis saira (Pacific saury)
Lineage: Eukaryota; Metazoa; Chordata; Actinopteri; Beloniformes; Belonidae
Gene: smarcd1
Product: SWI/SNF related, matrix associated, actin dependent regulator of chromatin, subfamily d, member 1
Exons: 13
Coding region: 19-1584 (521 amino acids)
Biological process (GO): regulation of transcription by RNA polymerase II
Cellular component (GO): nucleus; SWI/SNF complex
Source: RefSeq, a predicted model, not a curated record
CCGACAUUUGGAGAGGACAUGGCGGCCAGAGGGGGGUUUCAGACGGGACCAACGGGCGGCGGCGGAGCCGUGGGACCUGGGCCGCCGGUACCGGGCGCAGGACCGGGCAUGGGGCCCGGCACUCCCUCCGGGAGGAUGGUGCCGUCGUCGGCCGCCCAGAACCACAUGUACCGCUCCCCGAUGCCCGGGCCCGGGUACCCGAGACCGGGCAUGCCUCCAUCUAGCCGUAUGACCCCGCAGGGACCAGCCAUGGGACCCCCAGGAUAUGGAAACAGCCCCGUGUCUCGCCCUGGGAUGCCUGGCGUGAUGGAUCCAUCUCGAAAGAGGCCAGCCCCCCAACAAAUUCAGCAGGUUCAGCAACAGCAGAACCGCAACCAGCACACAAAGAAAAAGAAGAUGGCUGAUAAAAUUCUACCUCAGCGGCUUUUUAUUAUUCUCUCCCAGAUCAGGGAACUGGUCCCAGAGUCUCAGGCUUAUAUGGAUCUCCUGGCUUUUGAGAGGAAGCUGGACCAGACCAUCAUGCGCAAGAGGCUGGACAUUCAGGAGGCUCUCAAGAGGCCUAUUAAGCAAAAACGAAAGCUUCGUAUCUUUAUAUCCAACACAUUCAACCCUGCAAAGCCUGAUGCUGAGGAUGGAGAGGGGACAGUUGCAUCAUGGGAACUACGUGUUGAGGGGCGUCUGCUGGAAGAUACGGCUGUGUCCAAGUAUGAAGCGACCAAACAGAAGAGGAAGUUCUCAUCGUUCUUCAAGUCCCUUGUGAUUGAGUUGGACAAAGAUCUGUACGGUCCAGAUAACCAUCUGGUGGAAUGGCAUAGGACUGCAACCACCCAGGAGACGGAUGGUUUCCAGGUGAAGAGGCCCGGUGACGUGAGUGUUCGCUGCACCGUCCUGCUGAUGCUUGACUAUCAACCCCCUCAGUUCAAGCUGGACCCCCGACUGGCCCGCAUGUUGGGUAUCCACACCCAGACCAGACCCGUCAUCAUCCAGGCCCUGUGGCAGUACGUCAAGACCCACAAGCUGCAAGACCCGCAUGAGCGCGAGUUCAUCAACUGCGACAAAUACUUGCAGCAGAUUUUUGAGACUCAGCGAAUGAAGUUUUCUGAAAUCCCACAACGCUUGCAUGCAUUGCUGAUGCCCCCAGAGCCCAUCAUCAUCAACCAUGUCAUCAGUGUGGACCCCAAUGACCAAAAGAAGACUGCUUGCUAUGACAUUGAUGUAGAGGUUGACGACACACUGAAGACCCAGAUGAAUUCUUUCCUGCUGUCCACAGCCAGUCAGCAGGAAAUAGCAGGAUUGGAUAACAAGAUCCAUGAAACCAUCGAGACCAUCAACCAGCUGAAGACCCAGAGGGAGUUCAUGUUGAGUUUUGCCAGAGAUCCUCAGGGUUUUAUCAACGACUGGCUUCAGUCCCAGUGCAGAGACCUCAAAACCAUGACCGAUGUUGUAGGAAACCCAGAAGAGGAGCGAAGAGCAGAGUUUUACUACCAGCCAUGGGCUCAGGAGGCGGUCUGUCGCUACUUCUACUCAAAGGUCCAGCAGAGGCGGCAGGAGCUGGAGCAGGCGCUCGGCAUCAGGAACACUUAAACGACUUCUUCCAUAUCACCACUUGUGCUGGAGGAAACAGAAAAACAGUGUGUGCCUGUGUGUGUGAGUGAGUGAGUGUGUGACGUUAAAACCGAAUCCCUCACGUUUUUCAGACAAACUUAGAAAAGCAUAGAUGCUACAUGACUUCACCAUUAAAUAGGAUUUCAGUUUUUUUGUUUUUUUUUUCUACUGAAGUCUUAGUACUAUAUCAUUUUUAUUUCUACCUUGAUUUUUUUUUUCUUCUUUUUUUGUGUAACUUUUGUUUAUCCCUCUGCAUACCACAGUUCCCUUCAUUGUAUUAUUUGUCUGUGGCAUGUCUUAGACGGAAAGCAUUCCACUCAUUUCGAUACACUGUGUGCACAAAUGUACCAGUUGUACACAAAGGAAAAAAUCAGUCCAGAUUGUACCUGAGAACGUUUAAUGUAGUUUUUCUCUGGAACAAAAGACGUGUGGAACCUGCUGUGGCUUUUUGCCUCAUUUUUCUUCCCCCUCCUUAUUUCCCCUUAAAGCAAAAAUACAUUUCAUGCUCCAAAGCAGCCCCCAGGUGCUAUUGAACAUUGUGAUCAUUUCUGAUCAGUUGGGCUUUGUCGGCUGUUCAUGUGUCACUUUGUAUUCAGUUGUCAUGGGUUUGCUUCAACACUUAUCAUAGUUUGCUAUACAAAAGGCAUUUAGAAAGCCGAGUCAGUCACAGCUGAAAAUACAGUGUUGUUGCAAGGAAAGCGAUUAUGUUUUGCAACAUUGCUAUUUGUAUUUUUUUCCCCUUUUUAAAAAAAAAAAAUAUCAGUGAUUCUUGUUUCAAAACUGUAUUAUAUUCGUACUUGUCUUGUUAGUUAGUGCAGAUUCUAAUGAAAAUAGCUAGUAUGAAUACCUCUAGUCUAUAUAGUUUUGUAAAUACUGAGCAGAUGGAUGUGAAGUAUCCUGUAUGGCUAAGGUGGACAAACUUUUUUUAGUUUUUUUUUUUUUCCUUUGGUUUUUGUCUACGCUUGACAAAUAUUUGAAACGGUAUUUAUACUAAGUGAUCCAGAGUGCAUUGGUUUGGAUCUCUACAACAUCACAUUUAAUAAACUUUGUAUGGCAGCAUUAAUUAUCAUUCACAUCACCUUCAAGCCAGUUCAGACUUCUCUGUUUUUAGUUAAGUGUGUUUUUAUGGUGUGCGGAGAAGAGCAUACAGGAGUGGCUGUGAGCAGCUUUGAUGAGCUGUAGUUUCUCUGCGCACUGAUUGAAGACCUGCUAUCUUUACGUUCAAUCGUUGUUUCCCUGCUGGGGGUUUAGGAUGAGCGCCCCAGCUGAAAUUGCCAUGUGUGCAUUUUUGUCGACGAAUUUCAAGAAUACACUAAUGAGGGUUUGGGGAGGAGACGAUACGAGUGUUGGGAAACCUCUGGGAUGUAAAACGACACUGGUUGGACUGCAGAAUUAUGUGACUCUGCAGACUUUUACAUGGACCAAACCUAUUUUUCUGUAUGUUCUUGUGUUAUAAUAAAGGAUAUGUAA